AAAGUUGUAUUAUAUUUUUAUCAUAUGACAAAUAAGGAAUUUGAUUAUAUGACAAAUAAGGAAUUUGUUAAGCGAGGUGUAUUCCUUCUUUCCUCACUUGCAAUGAUAUAUAUCGUGGAGAGCAAUCCCACAAUGUGAAAACUUUACCAAUGAAUAACAUAGCAUUAGGGAAACUUCUUUAUAAUACAUUUUUAAAUAUGUUUGUAAUGAGCAAACAACUGGGAGAUAUGCAAAGGAAUGAGAGGCCGGAUUAGCGUUGUAUAAUGCUAAGCCUUCUAAUCUAUAGGCUUUUAUAUUAACUCAAAAGGAAUUUAAUUGACAUUCCUGGUCACACGUCGAGUAGAUGCCCAUGAAACAAUAAAAACAGGAUUAAAAUUAUUUAAAAAUAACUAGUAGUUGCUAAGUAACAGUUUGUUCACACCUCCGCAAGCUUUUUCUUCAAGAUAAGAACAUAGCGUAAUGCAUGUUAAUUUAAUUACGAACGAAUAGCUCAACAAUAAACAUCUCCAACGAUUUUUCUCGCAACUGUCAAAUGAAGUUUCAAAUACUGGCUCUCGCAGUUUUGGUUGCUGUGGACCUAGCUGCAGGGGUGUCUUGGGGGGUUCCAUAUGGAAAACGCAAAGCACCAACUUCAUCACCAACACCCAGCAAGAAUCCAACUACAAAACAAGAUAAUUCACAAAAGUCAGAAGAGUUGGUGCAGUCAGAUAGUUCAGCUCUCAAGUGCAGACAGAAGGUGAUAAAGAAAUACUCGGAACUAGCCUCAAAGAACAUAGAAAGCUGUCCAGCAGAACACAAGAUGCAUGGAGCUGUCACAUGCUGUUGGGCAGGCUUAAGUUGCUAUCAGCUAUAUGAAAGCUUUAGGAACAUUUUCCAGAGUAGUAACCAACCAUAUACUGAACAGCAAAUCAGAUAUAUGGUCCAAUUCAUCACUGCAUCAACGGAAAUGGAAUGUUAUUAACACAAAAUAAUUGCAUUUGAUUUAAUUUUUCCUUUUCCGUCUUUCUGUCUUUCUUUUUGUUUUUUCUUUUUCUAAUAUUUAAUAAUUUAUUCCCAAGCCUUUAUUUCUUUGUUAUUAUUUACCGAUAUUUAAAAAGACAAUAUUUCAGCUAGCACAUUUACAGGAUGACCUGUGAUGUUUUGUGCCGGAAAAUAUGAAAAAUGUAAAGAUAUAUAUGUAUAUAUUAACUGAAGUAUAUUGUACCAUUAAAAUCAUAAAUGCAAUUCCAUUGCUCGCA
Messenger RNA from Hydractinia symbiolongicarpus, 1238 nucleotides. RefSeq lists its product as uncharacterized. The coding region runs from base 533 to 961 and encodes 142 amino acids. The record is from RefSeq and is a predicted model, not a curated record. The transcript has 2 exons. Lineage: Eukaryota; Metazoa; Cnidaria; Hydrozoa; Anthoathecata; Hydractiniidae.